Molecule: messenger RNA, 315 nt
Organism: Tuber aestivum (summer truffle)
Lineage: Eukaryota; Fungi; Ascomycota; Pezizomycetes; Pezizales; Tuberaceae
Source: the annotation of a GenBank genome assembly
AUGCAUCAGAAAUUUGACCAGUACCUUGUCUCCGUGAACCCCGACGACAAUUACAAAAUUGUUGUGUUUGACCCCGAUAUCCGUGUGUUGGACGGUAGAAUUCUAGAUCCCAUGUGUCGCAACCCGGCCGAUCCCCACCGUGUGUCCGACCAACUUCUCAGAUGGCAUUUCCGCCAAUCAGUUCUUGCAAAUAUGAGAGGAGAAGGGGAACCGAUCUUCGAGCAUGACUUCCCACCGGGGACUGAUAUGGUAGGGGAGAUCCUUUCUGGUCCGUAUGGGCAAGAAAGAUUUGAGUUGGAGAUAGCUGCUAGGUUG